CGCUAAUACAUGACGGCCAUGGCAUCAUCCGCCAUUACUGAUUACCUUUUCCUAAUAUUGAAAUCGGAAUGGUAACAUAGUUUCCUACUAUUUUUUUAAAUAUUGUCACUGUGUCUCAGGCCUGUUAUCUUCUUAUUUGUGUUUAUUACUUAUUUUUAUUUCUUUUUAAAUUUCUACUAUUUUUUAACAUUAAAUUUGUGAUAAAAAAAUUGUGACUCACAUAAUUUCGUACUUCAAGUAAUUUUAAUCUUUAAACAGUGUAAACUAUGGAACAUAAAAAAUAUCGUAUAAAUCAUAAAUGCUCCAAAUGUGGAGUUACGGCUGACACGAAUCCUACAUUGACUUUUCAUAGGUUUCCAAUAGGAGAAAAGUCAAGUUCCCUCUUACAGUUACAAGUAUGGGCUGAAUACUGUUUCCCAGAUCAAGACUGGUCUUCAACAGACAAACUUCAAACGUUAUGGAGGGAACAUAAAAUGUUGUGCUCUAAACACUUUGAUAGUUCCUCCUUUACUGAUCGUUUUAGAAAAAGAUUAAAGUCUUUUGCAGUACCUACUAAUGCAAAAAAUAUACUACAGAAAUUACGGAAAGAUAAGGCAAAAGCUUCACCAUAUCCCUACAGACCAUUGCGCAGAAGCUGUGAAAUAUGUGGCUGUAGAUCAAUGGGCAGAGAUGGUAAAAAAUUGAAUUUUAUGGCUCGGUUUCCUAUAGAUGAAGUUAGGUGUAAGCAGUGGGUAAAAAUGACGGGAAAAGAAGAUUUAGCAUAUUUACCCAUAGAGAAAUUGCACCAAUUAAAAUUUUUAUGUGGCAUGCAUUUCGAUAGGAAAUAUUUCACAAAAAUGAAAAUGCGUCUAAAAAGGAACGCAGUACCUUCUAUAAAUCUAUCAGCUCCGCCACUACCAGAUUCGAUUUUAUCAGAUUUUCCAUGCCAUAUUUAUUCCAAGUCUUCAAAUUCUAAACAAGAUCUUAAAUCAAAAGUUUCUUUAUUAUCAAUGGAACAAAAGAAAGGCUGUAAGAGAAGAAUACCUUUGUUGCAAAUUAAAAGCAUUUUUAAAGGAGAAGUAUCAAAAGGAAAAACAAAUUCACGUGAACACAGUUAUUGUACUGUGCAAGCGAGCGUUUCCGAUGAACCAAAUAUAUCAACUGUAAAUCAAGAUUCAGACAAUGCUGUCGAUCAAGAAGUUCUUGAAGAAGAAUAUUUAAGUGAUAUGGAUAAAUAUGAACAAAGUUUCGAUGGCACUGAAGUGAACACAGAUAAAUCACACACUGAUGCAGCGUUAUUCUCCUGGCAGAAGAAGGCUCCAAUAGUAUGCGAUGAAGAUGUAUGUGAUCCAGAUGGCUGGGAUACUUAUGAAGACCUUUCGAUGUAUAACGACGAUAGUCCAAACGCAGAUGAAGAAAAUAAUCAACAUGUAGAAAGUAAUGUGCCACAGAUGCAUGAAGGGUACACAUGCAAUGGUUGCGAGGGAACAAUAUCGGGGUUCAGAUACACAUGCGUGCAGUGCGAGGACUACGACCUGUGCGAGGCGUGCGAGGCGAGACACCUACAUAUGCAGCAUUACAUGCUGCGGGUGCCGGGCCCCAGGCCGCAGGGAGAAGUAAAAUUAAUAAUAAACACAAUCAAGAGGACAUUAAACGAGUCGACCGUUGAAGUGAAGGAUGAAUUAAUAACAAACAUAAAAGAAGAAGUGGACGAGGCAUUUGAUGAGACCCUUAUUGAGACACUCGAUGAGUCGUUCGAUGAGGCAUUUGAUGAGAGGGACCCUCUGGAAGGUGCGACGGCGCGGUCGGUUGCCUCGUUCCGUUCGCAACAGUCACGAAUGGACUACACGGACAUUGAAACCAUCGACGAUGACGCACUAACGGAUAACGGAACGAAAUGGAAACAGAAAGAGUAUGGAGAAACUGGUGUAACAGACAGUAAGAAGAAUCUAGAAGAUUUAUGGUCAGAUGAGGAACCAGAUAUAUUUGACAUUGAAAAAGGAAAGAGUAAACCUAGCACAAGGAAAGUCAAACGAGUCACCCUAAAUAGUAUUAGUUCUAAUAACAGUUCUAAUUCCACACCAAAAACUGGCCAUAAAGUUAUUAAGAUCAAAUGUUACAAACCAAAUAUUUCAAAGGAAAAUGUAAAUAAAUGCUUUGUAAUUGUCAAUGAUAUUCUUCGAGCAGAGGACGGUAACAAGAUUUGUACUUUAAAAAUUAAAAAUAUUAAAACUAUAAACAGUGAUCGGAAUAAAUUACACAAAAAUGUUACACCCUUUAGUAACAGUUCUAAAUUUAAAAAUAAUGUUACUACCAGUAGUCAGAGUAGUCCAAAGAGUGUUACUGCAAAUAUUGAAAAUAAUAGUCAGAAACGUCAAAAAAAUGUUACAACCAGAACUGUGGAUGAUAGUCAGAGUACUGAACAAAGUGUUACGGCUAGCCGUAGUAAAGAGUAAAAAAUGAAACAAUCGAUUCAAAAGUCAUUACUGCAUAAAAAUGUCACUACCAGACCUUUUAGCAAUCGGAGUUCUCCAGAAAAUGUUACUGAUAAUAGUGAAAAUAGUAGUCUAUAGAAUUAUGGAUAAUAGAAUUCUAUAGAAAAUGUUACAUGCAGUAACAUUUUCUAAAGAAUUCUAUUAUCUAGCUAAGCUCUCUAAGCUGCAUUAAACAGCAUCUAAAAUUACUCAAAGACAUUACUCAAAGCCUUUCAAUCCCAAAUUGAUUAGAGUUUGUCUUGUGAGUACUAAACAACUGGUAGAUAUAAUAUUUUUUGUAAAUAAUGUAAAAAAACAACACUAAAAUGUUAAAGUUUGUAGUGUCCGAGUUUUUGGCUUGCAACAAGUGGAAGGUAAAACAAUGUAAAACCAAUAAAUAACUACCAAAUUUAUUUAGAGUUUAAAAAAUUGUUACUACUACCAGUAUGUAGUAGGUAAAAUUGUAUUCAGAAUCAUCAAUAGUGUGAUAUAGCAGUCAUUGUUAAUGAAUAUGAAGUGAAAUAUAUUGAUGAAUAUAAAAUUAAAUAUUUUAUUUAUAUGGCCCAGUAUUAUGAGGCAUUCAAAGGUUGAUCAGACUUAGAAUUUGAUAAGUCAAAGGGCAAAAAAUAAACAAUUUGUCUUAUAAGAUUUACUUUUAUCGAAGGCAAAGCUCGCAGAAAUGGUUUCAAUGUCAAAAUCGAUCAUUUUCAAUGUUAGUAUCUUGAACCUAGUCCUUGUAAGUUACAUUCUGUGAAUGCGCUUAAACGGAGAAGUGAUAUCAAAUAUUUUUAUGUUUACUGAAGAGACCAAAACAUACUUCUUUGUUUGUUGUGGCCCAGAUUGUUACCGAUAUUGACUAUUGGAUAAAUCUCAGUGACAUUAAAAAUCAAUGCUGAUACAAGUGUUAUUAUUGGCCAUGAAGCGUAGGUAUUCUAUCGAUUGAUUAUAUAGAUCUAUUAUAGGAUAGUAUAGUAUGUGCUCCAUAUCGAGGUUUUCUCUAAAGACUACUAUAUGGUAUUUUUCAAAAAGGGUGCAUUUAGGUUUCUUCAGGGUCGACAAUGCACACGUGACAUUCCUAGUGUUGGCAUCCAUAGGCUACAGUCACCGUUUACUAUCAGACAGCCUUUAUGCUUGUUUGUCACAUUUGUGGUAUAAAUGAAUACUAUGCUUCCUUAUUGGGAUAGUUAAAUAAAUAAUAAUGAUAAAAAAGGAUUUGAACAACUAUACACACACAACAGUCUAAACUUUGAUGUCUAUGGUUUGGACCAUAGAUCAUAGUCACCAAUAGUAGGCACUGGAAGCUAGUUCUAGCCUAGUAUCCAGUGACUAUUAUUUCGAAGAAGAAAAAUAUGUGAAAAAUUAUUUCUAAUGAACUUUAAGGGUCAUUUUUAUGUAUAUUCAGAAGAGAAUCUUUUUUAAUGUUUCAGUUUCAAAAGUGUAAAUUUAUUAAUUGUAAUAAAAAUUUAUUUCCAUGUAACUAA
Molecule: messenger RNA, 3934 nt
Organism: Galleria mellonella (greater wax moth)
Lineage: Eukaryota; Metazoa; Arthropoda; Insecta; Lepidoptera; Pyralidae
Exons: 14
Coding region: 267-2435 (722 amino acids)
Biological process (GO): mitophagy; aggrephagy; endosome organization
Cellular component (GO): aggresome; amphisome
Molecular function (GO): zinc ion binding; K63-linked polyubiquitin modification-dependent protein binding; protein kinase C binding
Source: RefSeq, a predicted model, not a curated record